Messenger RNA from Meloidogyne enterolobii, 445 nucleotides. NCBI's taxonomy places the organism in Eukaryota, Metazoa, Nematoda, Chromadorea, Rhabditida, Meloidogynidae. The record is from the annotation of a GenBank genome assembly.
UAUUUUUGGAUAUUUAUGGUUGUUUAUUUUAUUGAAAAAAAUUAUUUUUAUUUACGUAUAUUUUCUAUUUUUUUUUCUGUUAUUUCAUUUUCUGUUCUACAGUGCUUCUCCCUAAAUGUUGCUAAAACUCUAAUAAAUUUUAUUACCGUAUUUUCUCGAUUACUUCCCCUGGGGAAUUAUUUUUUAACCCUUGGCAUGGGGAAUUAAUCGAGUGGGGGGAAUUAUUCGAGUUUUGGCAUUUCAACGUGCAGUAGGGUAUUUGGGGAUAGGGAAUUAUUGUUUCAGCCCAACUCUAGCAUGGGGAAUUAUUCGAGGGAGAGGAAUUAAUCGAGAAAAUACGGUAUUUUUAAUUUUUGUCCAUAUUUCGUCUAUAUUUUUGUCUAUUUUUCCCUCAUAUUUUGAAAAAUUCCAUCCUUGUCCUAAUGCUUAUUUUUGUGUUUCUUCG